ACCAGCAUGCUGGAAGCUAACCGGCGCUCCAAAUCUGAAGAUUUUUGCCGAAAUUCUCCCGAGACUCGCGAUACCCCUUUCUGUGGGCCAGCACCGGCACAAUGGCGUUUCACUGGUGCGACAACAACCUGCACACCACCGUCUUCACGCCGCGCGACUUCCAGGUCGAGCUGCUGGCCGCCGCCUAUGAGCGCAACACCAUCAUUUGCCUGGGCCACCGCAGCUCCAAGGAGUUUAUCGCCCUCAAGCUGCUGCAGGAGUUCUCGCGCCGCGGUCGCCGUCGUGGCAAGGUCAGUGUCUACCUGAGCUGUCAGGUGGGCAGCGAUAAGGAGCCCGCCAGCAUCUACACGAUGCUUACCCACCUUACGGACCUGCGGGUGUGGCAGGAGCAGCCGGACAUGCAGACCCCUCUCGGUCACUGCUGGACAGACUACCAUGUGUCCAUCUUGCAGCCCGAAUGCUUUCUCAGCUUGCUCUUCGGUGGCCAACUGCCGCUGAGCAGUGUUGAUUUGAUUGUGCUGGAAGACUGUCACGACAGUGCUGUAUAUCAGCGGAUACUGCCGCUCUUCGAAGAAUACAUCCUGCCGGCUGCUCCGGCGGAAAGACCGCGCAUCCUGGGGCUGGCUGGACCGCUCCACAGUGCGGGCUGCGAGCUGCAGCAACUAAGCGCCAUGCUGGCCACUCUGGAGCGGAACGUACUCUGCCAAAUCGAGACGGCCAGCGAUAUUGUCACAGUGCUUCGCUACUGUUCCCGUCCAUACGAGUACAUCGUUCAGUGCGCCCCCUUUGAGAUGGACGAGCUUUCAGUUGUGCUAGCCGAUGUCCUCAACACGCACAAGUCCUUCCUGAUGGACCACCGCUACGACCCCUACGAGAUCUACGGAAUGGACCAGUUUAUGGAGGAGCUAAAGGAUAUACCAGACCCCAAGCUUGAGCCACUGAACGUAUUAGACUCGCUGUUGUCCGUGCUGCACGAGAUGGGCCCUUGGUGCACCCAGCGGGCCGCUCACCACUUUUACCAGAACAAUGAGAAGAUGAAGGUGAAGACUCCGCAUGAACGUCACUACCUGCUCUACUGCCUGGUCAGCACAGCGCUCAUUCAGCUGCACGCCCUCUGCGACUACACUUUCCAAAGGCAGCAGGGUGCGAGUGGCGACUCACGUCCCACCAUUGAGCGCUACUCCAGUCCCAAGGUGCGACGCUUGCUGCAGACGCUGCGCUGCUUCAAGCCCGAAGAGGUUGUUACCCAGACGGACGGUUUACGGAGAAUGCGCCACCAGGUGGACCAGGCUGACUUCAACCGGCUGUCGCACGUACUGGAGAGCAAGUGCCGCGUGGUGGACCAGUUAGAGCAGCAGCCAACGGAAACCAGAGCCCUGGUGGCCAAUCUGGAACAGAUUCUCUGCUCAACGCACGACAAGCAGCUGCCCAAGGCCUCACACGCUCGUGCCACGGCCCCUGCCCAGGCGAGAGCAAAGUCCGGUAACGCAUCCUCCGGAUCCAGCUCCCAUCCGCGGACGCGGCGACGUGUGUACACCAGGCGCCAUCACCGUGAUCAAAGUGACGGCAACGACACGCUCUGUGCGCUGAUCUACUGCAACCAGAACCAUACAGCGCGCGUGCUCUUUGAGCUGCUGGCGGAGAUGGGCAGGCGCGACCCUGAUCUCAAGUUCCUGCGGUGCCAAUACACCACAGACCGGGUGGCUGACCCCACCACGGAACCCAAGGAGGCCGAGCUGGAGCACCGGCGGCAGGAGGAGGUCCUCAAGCGAUUUCGCAUGCAUGACUGCAACGUUCUGAUCGGUACCUCGGUGCUGGAGGAGGGCAUCGAUGUGCCCAAGUGCAAUCUGGUGGUUCGUUGGGAUCUACCCACAACCUACCGCAGCUACGUUCAGUGCAAGGGACGCGCCCGUGCCGCUCCCGCCUAUCACGUCAUUCUGGUGGCGCCCAGGUACGAGAGCCCCGCCGUUGGCACUGUGCAACUAAGUGAUCGGAGUCAUCGCUUCGUCUGCGGCGCCACAGGGACAGGAGAUGGAAUGGAGGGCGACAGCGACUCGGAUGACUCUGCAAUGCCGAAUUCGUUGGGCUCUGAUCCCUUUACUUUUGGGACAGCCCGCGGUACAGUGAAGAUCCUAAAUCCCGAAGUAUUCAGCAAACAGCCUCCCACGGCCUGCGACAUCAAACUGCAGGAGAUCCAGGAUGAAUCUCCGACUACUGCACUGCUGGACACCAGUAAUUCCAGCGAUGAGGCUGUCUGCCUAAGCAACAGAACGCCGAGUGACAGCAGCGUGGAACGGAAGCCCAGGCAGCGCUUUCAGUGCGCGCUGUCUAACCCAGACGAGCAGGAGCUUACCACCGAGGACUCACCAAAGGAGGAGACCCAGAAAUCACCCGUCGAUCUUCUGGCCAAAACCACAAAUGACUUAGUCCACCAAAUGGCGCAGUAUCGCGAGAUCGAGCAGAUGCUACUCUCGAAGUGUGCCAAUACGGAGCCACCGGAAGAGGAGCAAACCGAGGCGGACCGCUUUGGCGCUUGCCUGGCCGCCUAUAGACCCCAGCCACAUCUUUUAACCGGAGCCAACGUUGAUCUUGGAACGGCCAUAGCCUUGGUCAACAAGUACUGCGCCCGCCUGCCCAGCGACACCUUCACGAAGCUUACGCCUCUCUGGAGAUGCGCCCAGAGUAAUAGAGCGGGAGUGGAGUUAUUCCAGUACACCCUCCGCCUCCCCAUCAAUUCACCACUGAAGCACGACAUUGUGGGUCUGCCGAUGCCCACACAAACCUUGGCUCGGAGACUGGCCGCCCUGCAGGCCUGUGCGGAGCUGCAUAGGAUCGGAGAGCUCGACGAUCAAUUGCAGCCCAUUGGCAAGGAGGGAUUUAGGGCUUUGGAGGCGGACUGGGAAUGCUUCGAUCUGGAGCCGGAGGACGAGCAGAUCGUACAGCUGAGCGAUGAGCCGCGUCCGGGAACGACUAAGCGGCGGCAGUACUAUUACAAACGGAUUGCCUCCGAGUUCUGCGAUUGCCGCCCGGAGGCCGGUGCUCCCUGCUACCUGUACUUCAUCCAGCUGACCCUGCAGUGCCCCAUACCCGAGGAGCAGAACACCCGCGGCCGCAAGAUCUAUCCGCCCGAGGAUGCCCAGCAGGGCUUCGGCAUCCUUACCACCAAGCGCAUUCCUAAGCUGAGCGCCUUUUCGAUAUUCACCCGCUCCGGUGAGGUGAAGGUUUCCCUUGAACUGGCCAAGGAACGUGUGGUGUUGACCGGCGAUCAGAUCGCCUGCAUCAACGGCUUCCUCAACUAUACAUUCACCAAUGUCCUGCGGCUGCAAAAGUUCCUCAUGCUCUUCGAUCCUGACUCCACGGAGAAUUGUGUGUUCAUUGUGCCCACGGUGAAGAGUCCGGCAGGCGGCAAGCGAAUCGACUGGCAGUUCCUCGAGCUCAUCCGUGCUAAUGGAAAUACCAUGCCGCGGGCGGUGCCCGAUGAAGAGCGCCAGGCACAGCCUUUCGAUGCCAAGCGCUUUCAGGAUGCAGUGGUCAUGCCGUGGUAUCGCAACCAGGAUCAGCCGCAGUACUUCUACGUGGCCGAGAUCUGUCCCCAUCUAUCGCCGCUCAGCUGCUUCCCGGGCGAUAAUUAUCGCACCUUCAAGCACUACUACCUGGUGAAGUACGGGCUAACCAUACAGAAUGCUUCGCAGCCGCUUCUGGAUGUCGAUCACACCAGUGCUCGCCUAAACUUCCUCACGCCACGCUAUGUGAACCGUAAGGGCGUAGCCUUACCCACCAGCUCGGAGGAGACGAAAAGGGCGAAACGCGAGAAUCUAGAGCAGAAGCAAAUUCUCGUGCCCGAACUGUGUACAGUGCAUCCCUUUCCGGCCUCCCUGUGGCGCACUGCGGUGUGCCUGCCCUGCAUCCUUUAUCGCAUCAAUGGGCUCCUCCUGGCCGACGAUAUUCGCAAGCAGGUCUCUGCGGAUCUGGGACUGGGAAAGCAGCAGAUCGAGGACGAGAAUUUCGAGUGGCCCAUGCUGGACUUUGGCUGGAGUCUCUCGGAGGUGCUGAAGAAAUCACGCGAGUCUAAGCAAAGGGAAUCGGAAAAGGAUGUAUUGGUCAAUGGCAAGGAAGAUGUCGUUGAGGAAGUGCCAGUCAAGGAGGAGGCUAAGGUGGAUGUCGAUUCUAAGGCGGAAAAGAGUGCCAACGAACUCAUCAUCGAGGGCGAGCAAAAGCUGCAGGAGGCUGAUGACUUCAUUGAGAUUGGCACCUGGUCCAACGAUAUGGCUGACGACAUAGCCACUUACAGUCAGGAAGACGAUGAUGACGAAGACGAGGCCUUCCACCUUCCCGUUCUGCCGGCAAAUGUCAAGUUUUGCACAGGCGACCAGCAGACUCGGUACGGUUCGCCCACAUUUUGGGACGUCAGCAAUGCCGAUGGGGCCUUCAAGUCGGCCAAGCACAGUCAGCCGCAAAGGGGUGGCAAGAACAAGGGAAAGGGAUCGGCAAGGCAAAACGCCUACAGCUACUACGACUCGGACAACUCGCUGGGAUCCAGCUACGAUGAUGACGACAACGGCGGACCCCUUAACUACAUGCAUCAUAACUACAGCUCGGAUGAUGACGAUGCAGCAGAGGAUGCUGGUCGCAUUGCCUUCACCUCCAAAAAUGAGGCCGAAACCAUUGAGACCGCUCAGGAUGUGGAGAAGCGCCAGAAGCAGCUGUCCAUAAUCCAAGCGACCAAUGCCAACGAGCGUCAGUAUCAGCAGACCAAGAACCUCCUGAUUGGCUUCAACUUCGAACAGCUGCAAAAGGAAGGCUGCUCCAGCGGGAAGUAUGAGCAAUCGAUAGCCAAGCUGCAGGAAGAGAUCGAGAGCUGCGGUAUGCUGGUACCGCACAAUCAGGAGUUGCACUUAAAACGUACCGAUUCCUCGGAAACUAGGGUCGGCAAGGAUACGACAAUGAACCUGCUAAAGCAACUGCUGCCUUAUGUGACGGAGCAACAACUGGCGGAAAGAUUGGGCGAUAAAAAGGAGCUUCACCUAUCGGAUUUGGUUGAAUUGAACACAGAAUGGGUCUCCCAGAACGAACAGGAGACCUACAGUGUCAUGGGAUGCGGUGAUAGCUUCGACAAUUACAAUGACCACCACCGUCUUAACUUGGAUGACAAACAGCUGCAACUGCAGUUUGAACGAAAAUUGAACAAACCACCGACGCCGAAGAAGACAACCUUAUCGACUCUUCCCUUAACUGGCUUUAGCUUCGACCGCCAGCCGGAUCUAGUGGGCCAUCCCGGUCCAAGCCCCAGCAUUAUUCUACAGGCUCUCACCAUGUCCAAUGCCAACGAUGGCAUUAACUUGGAGCGCCUGGAAACCAUAGGUGACUCCUUCCUCAAGUACGCCAUCACCACCUACCUGUACAUCACCUACGAGAACGUGCACGAGGGCAAGCUGAGUCAUCUGCGCUCCAAGCAGGUGGCUAACCUUAAUCUUUAUCGUCUGGGCAGGCGCAAGCGGCUGGGCGAGUAUAUGAUUGCCACAAAAUUCGAACCGCACGACAACUGGCUGCCGCCUUGCUACUACGUUCCGAAGGAGCUGGAGAAGGCCCUCAUCGAAGCCAAGAUUCCAACUCAUCACUGGAAACUGGCCGACCUGCUGGACAUCAAGAACCUGAGCAGUGUACAGAUCUGCGAGAUGGUCCGGGAAAAGGCCGAGGCCCUGGGUCUGGAACAAAAUGGUCCGCAGAACGGUCAUCUCGACGACUCCAACGACAGCUGCAAUGAUUUUAGCUGUUUCAUUCCCUACAACCUGGUUUCGCAGCACAGCAUUCCGGACAAGUCAAUAGCUGACUGCGUCGAAGCCCUAAUUGGAGCCUAUCUCAUCGAGUGCGGACCCCGCGGAGCUCUUCUCUUCAUGGCUUGGCUGGGUGUAAGGGUGCUGCCCUUCACCCGGCAAUUGGAGGCGGGAAACCAGAAGGAUCGUUUACCGGGAAGCAGCCGACCAAAUGCCGAAAAAAUGGUCACCGUGUAUGGCGCCUGGCCAACGCCUCGCAGUCCGCUGCUGCACUUUGCACCCAACGCAACGGAGGAGCUGGACCAGCUUUUGAGUGGCUUUGAUGAGUUUGAGGAGAGUCUGGGAUACCGUUUCCGGGAUCGUUCUUAUCUGCUUCAAGCCAUGACGCAUGCCAGUUACACGCCCAAUCGUCUAACGGACUGCUACCAGCGGUUAGAGUUCCUCGGCGAUGCAGUGCUGGAUUAUCUCAUCACCCGGCACCUGUACGAGGAUCCGCGGCAGCACUCUCCCGGCGCUCUAACCGAUCUGCGUUCGGCGCUAGUGAACAACACAAUCUUUGCCUCUCUCGCCGUUCGGCAUGGCUUCCACAAGUUCUUCCGUCAUCUCUCGCCCGGCCUCAACGACGUCAUUGAUCGAUUUGUGCGCAUCCAGCAGGAGAAUGGUCACAGCAUCAGUGAAGAGUAUUACUUACUGUCUGAGGAGGAGUGUGACGAUGCCGAGGACGUUGAGGUGCCCAAGGCCUUAGGAGAUGUGUUUGAGUCGAUUGCAGGUGCGAUCUUCCUGGACUCAAACAUGUCCCUGGACGUCGUGUGGCACGUUUACAGCAAUAUGAUGAGCCCGGAAAUUGAACAGUUUAGCAACUCAGUGCCAAAGUCGCCCAUACGGGAGCUGCUCGAACUGGAGCCGGAGACGGCCAAGUUUGGCAAGCCGGAGAAAUUGGCCGAUGGACGACGGGUACGCGUCACAGUCGAUGUCUUCUGCAAGGGCACCUUCCGUGGCAUCGGGCGCAACUAUCGCAUUGCCAAAUGCACGGCGGCCAAAUGCGCACUUCGCCAGCUUAAGAAACAGGGCCUGAUAGCCAAAAAAGACUAGGAGGUGCCUGUAUCUUCGAUGUGUUUCAUUAGGCCUAAGUCUACAGUAUAGUUCGUAUUCCACACAGAUUAUUGUAAGCUUAAAGUAAGAACACAUUUGUAUAAAAACGUAUCAGAUUGUACUUUCUUAAACUUAUGGAUUAAGUUCAGAACAUUAAAGUUAUUUCGAACCUACUAUUAUAUAUAACCACCAAGCAAGCGAUUUGUUUAAGCAAUUUAGAGAUUGGAGAUUGAAUAUCACUAAUUAUUUGGAUCCUCCUGGAUCUUGCUCCA
Molecule: messenger RNA, 7138 nt
Organism: Drosophila serrata
Lineage: Eukaryota; Metazoa; Arthropoda; Insecta; Diptera; Drosophilidae
Gene: Dcr-1
Product: Endoribonuclease Dcr-1
Biological process (GO): pre-miRNA processing; siRNA processing; apoptotic DNA fragmentation
Cellular component (GO): cytoplasm; RISC-loading complex; nucleus
Molecular function (GO): ribonuclease III activity; protein binding; RNA binding
Source: RefSeq, a predicted model, not a curated record